Chionomys nivalis (European snow vole) is the source of this 393-nucleotide messenger RNA. Its product is annotated as peptidyl-prolyl cis-trans isomerase A-like. Gene Ontology annotation, biological process: protein peptidyl-prolyl isomerization. The coding region runs from base 1 to 393 and encodes 130 amino acids. NCBI's taxonomy places the organism in Eukaryota, Metazoa, Chordata, Mammalia, Rodentia, Cricetidae. The transcript is spliced from 2 exons. Gene Ontology annotation, molecular function: peptidyl-prolyl cis-trans isomerase activity. The record is from RefSeq and is a predicted model, not a curated record.
AUGGUCAACCCCACCGUGUUCUUUGACAUCGCAACCUAUGGUGAGCCCUUGGACCGUGUCUCCUUCGAGCUGAUUAUUCCAGGAUUCAUGUUCCAGGGUGGUUACUUCAAUGGCACUGGAUGCAGAUCCAUCUAUGGAGAAAAAUUUGAGGAUGAGAACUUCAUCCUGAAGCAUAUAGGUCCUGGCAUCUUGUCCAUGGCAAAUGCUGGACCAAACACAAAUGGUUCCCAGUUUUUUAUCUGCACCACCAAGACUGAGUGGCUGGAUGGCAAACAUGUGGUCUUUGGGAAGGUGAAAGAAGGCAUGAACAUUGUGGAAGCCAUGGAACGUUUUGGGUCCAGGAAUGGCAAGACCAGCAAGAAGAUCACCAUUUCCGACUGCGGACAACUCUAA